Gymnogyps californianus (California condor) is the source of this 3105-nucleotide messenger RNA. RefSeq names its product complement C7 (gene C7). NCBI's taxonomy places the organism in Eukaryota, Metazoa, Chordata, Aves, Accipitriformes, Cathartidae. The coding region runs from base 120 to 2615 and encodes 831 amino acids. Gene Ontology annotation, biological process: immune response. The record is from RefSeq and is a predicted model, not a curated record. Gene Ontology annotation, cellular component: membrane attack complex. Gene Ontology annotation, molecular function: protein binding. The transcript is spliced from 18 exons.
AAGGCAGAGUGAGAGGAGACAUACAGUAGCAGACAGACUGACUGACUGCUUUGGCUGCUGAAUUGAGUGGAAGUGCAUUUUCCCCGGUAAUUGCUGGAUAUCUGAGUAUUUCAUCUAACAUGAAGGUGCUGGGGAUUUUUCUGUUGCUGGAAGUUUCAGGCUUCUUUUCCAUUUUUGCCAGCCCUUCCCCUCCAGUCCAUUGCCGCUGGAAUUCUUUUGGCCCUUGGUCCGAGUGCGAUGGCUGUACUCAAAAACAGAUUCGGAGACGGACAGUAGCAGUUUAUGGCCAAUAUGGGGGAAAACCCUGCUCAGGGGAUGCCUUUGAAACAAGACCAUGCACCCCCACAAGGGGAUGCCCAACAGAGGAUGGCUGUGGUGAUCGGUUCAGGUGUUUCUCAGGUCAGUGCAUUAGCAGAUCUCUUUUGUGCAAUGGAGAUCAGGAUUGUGAGGAAGAUGGUGCAGAUGAAGAUCGAUGUGAAGAGAAGACGACUGUAUGUGAUAUUGAUAAAACACCUCCGAAUUCAGAACUUACAGGAACAGGUUUUGAUGUCGUUACUAGUGAGACUAGGAGAAGAGUGAUUCAUACAAAAAGCUUUGGAGGACAAUGCAGAAAGGUCUUUAGCGGCGAUGGAAGAGAAUACUACAGGCUGAGUGAAAGCAUUCUUGCUUAUACUUUCCAGGUUAAAAUUCAGAAUGAUUUCAGUUAUGAGUUUUUCAACAGCAGCUGGUCUUAUAUGAAACACACAGAGAAGUACGAAAGAUCAAACAGUGGACACAGUUAUUCACAGAAUAAAAUUCUGCAACACAGUCAGAAGAGUAAGCAGCUGAUGGUUGUUGAGAACAGUGUGGAAGUUGCUCAGUUUAUUAACAACCGCCCAGACUUUCUCACUCUUGCGGAGCCUUUCUGGAAGGAACUGGCCAACCUGCCAGUCGUCUAUGAGUACAACAUCUACCGAAGACUUAUUGAACGUUUUGGGACUCAUUUCUUACACUCUGGGUCUCUAGGAGGACAUUACAAAGUUAUUUUUUAUAUGGAUACUGACAAAAUGAAAGCAGAAGGUAUGAGCAUAACAGACAUGUACGAGUGCACCACAUCAGGCUGGAACGCAUUCAUUGUGAAAAAGAAGAAAGUAAAGUGCUCCAAACUGGAUGAACUGCUUCAGACUUCUUCAGGAAGCAGUGGUAAUAAGAUUAAAGGAGACCCUUACAUAGAAGGAGGAAGCCCAGGUGCUGUUGCUGGCCUUAGUUAUCUAGAGCUGAAUAAUCCUGCUGGGAACAGUCAGAGAUACUCCUUUUGGGCCAGAUCAGUGACAGACUAUCCCAGAGUAAUUAAACAAAAGCUAACACCAUUAUAUGAGCUGGUAAAGGAAGUGCCCUGCUCCUCAGUCAAAAAGCAUUACCUAAAACAAGCCAUUGAAGAAUAUAUGGCUGAAAAUGAUCCCUGCAAAUGUCAGCCUUGCCAGAAUGGUGGUGAGGCGGCCGUGGAAGGAACUCAGUGUGUGUGUUACUGCAAGCCUUACACCUUUGGAGCAGCUUGUGAGCUGGGAACUCUCGUGCAAGAUCAGCCAGGUGUUGUUGAUGGACACUGGAGCUGCUGGUCUUCCUGGAGUCCUUGUUCAGGGGGAAGGAAAUCAAGGAGUCGAACCUGCAACAACCCCUCCCCACGUGGCGGUGGGAAGGUCUGCAUAGGAGAGCAGCAUGAAAGCAGACCAUGCGAAGAUGAAGAGUUACAGCAUUUUCGCUUGAUUGAACCACACUGUUUUGAUUUAUCCAUAACUCCUACAGAAUUCUGUUCACCUCCUCCUCUCUUGGAAAAUGGAUUUGUUCAAAAUGCUGAAAACUCAUACCCUGUUGGGAAAAGCAUUGUUUAUGCUUGCAGACAUGGAUAUUCUCUUGUUGGUGAUCCUGUUGCUAAGUGUGGCAGUAAUUUACAGUGGCAAGUUGGAGACAGAUAUUGCCAGGAAACUGCUUGUCUCAUGCCCGACCUGGAGGGGGGUUUGCAGGGAGAGCCAUGGAAACCUGUGUAUGAGAUUGGUGAGAGAAUAACUCUGUCUUGUCCACACGGCAUGCACUUAGAAGGGGCACGCUCCGUUUUGUGCGAGCCCAGUCUCAAGUGGUCUCCUGACAUGAAGACUAUCCAGUGCAAGAGACCAGUGCCCAGUGUGAAACCAGAAGUGACAGAGCCUAAAUGUCAGCCAUGGGAGAAAGUGCAUCAGUCACAAUGUGUGUGCAAAAUGCCCUAUGAGUGUGGUCCUUCCCUGGACACCUGUGCUACAGAUCAAAGAACCAAGAGAAACACACCUUUAACUGUCUGCAAGAUGCAUGCCUUGGAGUGCAUGGGCAGAAAAUAUUCUCUUACUAAUGCAGAAAACUGCAAAAUACCUCAGGCAGCUGAAAUAUCAUGUGGAUCGUGCCGUUCAUGGGAAAAAUGCAAUGCGCAAUCCAACAGCUGUGUUUGUGACGAAGAAGGGCCGUGUGAGGAGGGAGGCAUCCAGAUCUGUGCUGAAGUGAGCGGCUCUGCUACCCGCCGGACCAUGACCGAGUGCGAGGCUGGGCGGCUCAAAUGCCAGGGGCAGACUGUCACUCUUGUCAGCAUAAGGCCCUGCGAUGCAUAGAGCAAAUAAGACAUGUUAUGGUUCAUUUUGCUUACUGCCAUGGGAUAUGUCAAAAUGUGUCAACUCUUGGGCAGGACAUGCUUCGAACCUUGCUCUACCAAAUGUAAGCUUUGCUGUCAAGUCCACUGUAGCUGAUGAGACUGUGUGCCUUGACUCUGGUCAGCUCUGAAUCAGGGCCUGAGGCUCUUUGUUAGGCAGAGCUGCACUUGCCACUGCCACUCAUGACAGGGCUCUUGCUUAGGCCCUGGACUUAGCACUGGCAAGUUUACUUUGCUUUUCCAUCAGAAUUAAAAAAUAUUGCUGAAGUGCAGUUGCCGAAGUAGCAUUUAUAGUGAUGGAUUACAGUGUCUGACAUUGUAAAUACAUUUUUCUUAAAGCCACACAAACAUAUGCAUGCACUGAGUAGAUUUAAAUUGAAAAAAAAAAAAAGAAUAAGCUUUACAGAUUAAGAAGUGUGAUUCUUCUCCUUUAAUAAAGUAGCUUCUUCCUA